Molecule: messenger RNA, 1277 nt
Organism: Galendromus occidentalis (western predatory mite)
Lineage: Eukaryota; Metazoa; Arthropoda; Arachnida; Mesostigmata; Phytoseiidae
Exons: 2
Coding region: 48-1277 (409 amino acids)
Source: RefSeq, a predicted model, not a curated record
UGCAUCGUCAAGUGCUUAAACAGUGGCUUGAUUAUAGUGAGACAUCAAUGCAGGUGUUCAAUGUAGUGCUGGCCCUGGCGGCUAUAUCGUGCUCCGGUUUGGUCUCUGCUAAACACGCAAAACUCGUGAUCGGAGGUGCUGCAGCUGGCGGUGCAGGUGCCGUAGGUGCCGGUGGAGGGUUUCUAGCCGGAUCGCAUAUCGGAUCGCUCCUGAUUAAGCACGGGAUUAUUCAUGGUCAUCAGGGACAGAAAGAAGUCCUGCUCCCUCCGAAACACGUUUACCUGAAGCAUCAUGAGCCUAUAGCUCAUCACGGACCUAUCGAGCCUUUGCAUGCGGCGCCGGCGCAUCAUGCCCCAAUCGCAAUCAAACACGAGGAACCCUUGAUAAGUGCUCCUCACCAUCACCUCCAUCACGAGGCAGGACAUCAUCACCUCCAUCACGAGCCUGAACAUCAUCUUCUCCAUCAUCACCACGGGCACGACCUUCAUCAUCACGGGCACGAUAAUCAUCAUCAUCAUCAUCACGGACACGAUCAUCAUCAUCACGAGCACGAUCAUCAUCAUCACCAUCAUCACGGACACGAGCAUCAUCACGCCGUUGAGCACGCAGAAGUUUCUCAUGCAACCCACCACGCACCCAUCGUGCAUGCUGCCCCGAUCGCUGAGCACGCACCGUGGCAUGUCGCCCCCGCUCACAUUCACCACGUGGAACACGUUGAGCACGCUCACCAUGGCCCCACUCAUGUGAAGAAACACGAGCCGCUCUAUCGCGGGAAUGUGGUCAUCAAGAAGAAAAUCCCCGCCAAGGGACACCACUUCUCUAUCCACGGUUACCAAUUCUCUAUCGGACGGAAGCCAAAAACUCUUCUUCACAAAAAGCAUUUCUUCCUCCAUCCGGCUCCGGUGAUUGUGAAGCCUUACUUCGUCAAGAAGCACCCAGAACCGAAGUUAAUCAAAGCCGUCGUCCCGGUUCCCGCUCCCAUCAAGGCCGUUGCCCCCAUCGAACAAGGACCGAUCGUGCUCCCGAUGAAAGACGGCCACGGUCCCGCGGCCGGGCCGUGGGCCCAGGCUCCGAUAAUCAUCAAUGAGCCUGCUGGACCUAUUGCACAGCCAGUGAUUAAAGCAGCCGCUCCUGUUGCGGUUCCUGUUAUAAAGGAGGCCGGCGCUGUCGAGGGAGGCUGGCCCGAAGGUAACGAUGCCCACUCCCCUAUCCUCAAGAUCCUUGGGCCGAUAUUCGAUGCGCCUCUUCCGGUCAUCGGCGGUCAUGACGCUUGGUGA